UCUGCGAUUCGCUCUCGCCGGCUUCGGAGCGGGCGUCUGUGCGCGCCGUCGCCGCCAGCGGCUCUCUCGCUGCGCCUCUCCCCGCGCGCAAAGAGCCCUGCGCCGCCGCCGCCACCAUGCGCGCCUUCGGGGCUUGCCUCCUCCUCCUCCUGCUGGCGGCGCUGCCCGCUUGCCCGGCCCGGCGCCCCCGGACCGUCUACACCAACCACUGGGCUGUGCGGGUGCUGGGGGGCCCCGACGAAGCGCAUCGGCUGGCCUCCGCUUACGGCUACCUGAACCUCGGACAGAUUGGCAGCCUGGAAGACUAUUACCACUUUCACCACAGCAAGACGAUUAAAAGGUCAACGUUCAGCAGCAGAGGCCCACACAACUUCCUCAGAAUGGAUCCAAAGGUAAGGUGGCUGCAACAACAGGAAGUUAAACGAAGAGUCAAAAGACGCGUUCGGCGUGACCACCAUUUUGUUUCCUUCAAUGACCCGCUCUGGCCUGAAAUGUGGUACAUGCACUGUGAAGACAACAACAGCGACUGUAGGUCAGAAAUGAACGUCCUAGCAGCCUGGCAGAGAGGAUAUACUGGCAAAGAUGUUGUGGUGACCAUUCUCGACGAUGGCAUAGAGAAGCACCACCCUGAUCUUGUGCAGAACUAUGACCCUCGUGCAAGCUAUGAUGUCAAUGGGGAUGACGAAGACCCAACUCCGCGCUAUGAUGCCAGCAAUGAAAACAAGCAUGGCACCCGUUGUGCCGGGGAAGUGGCAGCGUCCGCAAACAACUCCAACUGCAUAGUGGGAAUUGCAUACAAUGCAAGAAUUGGAGGUAAGGAAGACGUUUCUGCAAUCAGUGGUCUGCAAUCAGCUUUUCUGGAGGGUUGAUUUGAGAAAGUAGCACUGAGUGUUGGCCCUCAUCACACCUCUCCGAGGGCUUCUGGCUAACCCCCUGGCUAACAAAUAUUCCUCAUCCACAAGUCUCUUUUUUGCCUCUAAAUCUGGCAUUUGGGGGUGGGUCCUAAAUUUUUACCUAAGAGACACAAUUCUCUAAGCUCUGCUAUAAAUCCUCCAUGGCUUUUUCUAAACCACCCUGGAAGUUUUGCUGGAGGGCAGUAUAUACAGCUUCCCAAUAAAUGAACAUAGAACAAUACCCACAAUUUUAGUUUCUAACGGUUAAGUCCUCCUCUGCCCGCACCCUAAAGUCCUGAAGUAACCCCACAGCUUUCCUCAUGCUGUAAAAUCCCUUAUUAGGGCAUUUUUGUUCUUUUCCUGUGUAAGAAUCGUGUGCUGUUUUGGUCCCUUUCUUGUGCAUUUUAAGUUUCGUAAAGAUGUCCCUGGUGUGUUAGGGCUUGCCACACGUAUUUGUUUCCACAGCAAUUCCCCCUAAAACAAGGCAUUUCUGUGUGCUGUUUUCACCAACAUGCGCGUUUUUAUGGACACUACCUGUAUAUUUAUUUUUGCACACAUC
Messenger RNA from Podarcis muralis (Common wall lizard), 1452 nucleotides. The record is from RefSeq and is a predicted model, not a curated record. Lineage: Eukaryota; Metazoa; Chordata; Lepidosauria; Squamata; Lacertidae.